CAUUUCCUUAAUUCCAAAUUAAAAAUGAUUUUCUGUGUUCUCCAAAUAAAGCACUGUGGGUCUAAUCUCCGAGUUCCAUCCCUUGCCCAUGUUUUCAUUUAAAUUGUUCCUAACUUCCUCAGUCCUGCAGUCUAUUUCAUAUUAAGUUGUACUAUUGAGAGAGUACUUAUCUGUCCUUCACAUGCCUGUUUCUGUGGUGUUAGACUAAUUUGAAUUGCUCCAAUUUAUUCUCUUUACUUAUAGGUUUACAGGUAACUUCUGCUAUUAUCUUUUUGCUCACCUGGUUGGUUUCUGUAGAGUUUUACUCCUCUUCCCUAACCGUUCUCUGCCUUUGCUCUCCAUUCUAAGCCUAACAUCUGUGUAUGCUGGAAACUAGGGGAAAGAGGAGAGAGGAUGAAUAAAUAUAGAGCUGUUGGUAAGAUAGGAGAGGGAACAUUUUCUGAUGUUCUGAAGAUGCUAAAUCUUAGGGAUGGAAAAUACUAUGCAUGUAAACAUAUGAAACAACACUUUGAAAGUAUUGAACAAGUGAAUAAUCUGAGAGAAAUACAAGCACUAAGGCGGCUGAAUCCACAUCCUAAUAUCCUUAUGUUACAUGAAGUUAUUUUCGAUAAAAAAGCUGGCUCUCUCUCACUGAUAUGUGAACUAAUGGACAUGAAUAUUUAUGAGCUGAUAAGAGGAAGGAAAAAGCCCUUACCUGAAAAAAAAAUAAUAAGCUACAUGUACCAGCUAUGCAAGUCUCUGGAUCAUAUCCACAGAAACGGAAUAUUUCACAGAGAUGUGAAACCAGAAAACAUAUUAAUAAAGCAGAGUACCCUCAAGUUAGGAGAUUUUGGAUCGUGUAGAAGCAUAUAUUCAAAGCAGCCAUACACAGAAUAUAUAUCCACGCGCUGGUACCGAGCCCCUGAGUGCUUGCUUACAGAUGGCUACUAUAGCUACAAAAUGGAUAUGUGGAGCGCUGGCUGCGUGUUCUAUGAGAUCACAAGUUUACAGCCUCUCUUUCCUGGAUCGAAUGAGCUGGACCAAAUAUCAAAAAUCCACGACAUUGUAGGUACUCCUGCUAAACAAACUCUCACUAAGUUCAAGCAGUCAAGAAUUGUAAGUUUUGAUUUUCCCUUUAAAAAGGGAACAGGAAUACCUCCUCUUGUGCCCAAUUUGUCUCCCAAAGGCUUCUCUCUCCUGUAUGCAAUGAUAAAAUACGAUCCUGAUGAGAGAAUUGCUGCCCAUCAAGCAUUGCAGCAUCCUUACUUUCAAGAACUCUGGGCAGCUGAUAAACCAGCUUUGGCCAUGCACAAAAAAGUAAGAUUACUAGGAAAUACUGCAGGGCAAGAACCUCUGCAUUUGUGGCAACUUCCAAAGGARAGGCAAAGACAGUCUGAGAGACAGAAGGAACUUAAGUCUUCUCUGAAACACUCCCACUUACCUGCGAUACAACGAAGAGGAGGAGGUUACUGACCCCGCUGUGGAGUGUUUGGAGUGGGAGGGAAAGCAGGAGCGUGCGGUGGAGCCGACCCCACCAGGCUUUCGGGGCCAGAGGUCUGACCAGAACAGUGCCUUAUUUUGUGUCACGAAUAAUUUGCAGCAAAAACCCCACACGAUUCUGAAGGUCUGCGAAACCCCAACGCUGGUAUUCUCUUCCCAAGAACAAGCACUAUUUAAUUAAAGCAUUGUUUUGGCAGAGCUCAGAAUGCAUUUGAUAUUGAGCAGUUUUUUUCCUGAUGGAACCUGAUGAAGGAAGGGUUUGAUUAAAAGUAACAUGAAAGGGUUCUUUGAGCUUGAGGUGUAGAAAUGGACUGUUGCAUAGAAAACAGAAGUUGUCAUAUUAUAUAUGACUAGCUUGACCUGUCAUUCUGUAUGUUUUCUUAGAUGUAAAAAAAGUCUUAUUUUUCAGUUAGCAAGGGUAGUAUUUAGUAUUUACCUCUUUGAUUUAAUAGCUUCAGCCUCAAGUUUUAUUAAGAACUUUAAGAUUAUGCAAACAUUUGAGA
Messenger RNA from Nothoprocta perdicaria, 1982 nucleotides. RefSeq names its product MOK protein kinase (gene MOK). Gene Ontology annotation, biological process: intracellular signal transduction; protein phosphorylation. Bases 394 to 1452 code for a protein of 352 amino acids. The transcript has 11 exons. Gene Ontology annotation, molecular function: protein serine/threonine kinase activity; ATP binding. The record is from RefSeq and is a predicted model, not a curated record. Gene Ontology annotation, cellular component: cytoplasm; nucleus. Lineage: Eukaryota; Metazoa; Chordata; Aves; Tinamiformes; Tinamidae.